AUGGAUCCAAAUACAUGGACUGAUGCAACAGUAAAAAUGUUUAAAGACGCGCAACAAAUCGCUUUUCAGCGAAAGGCGCCGUAUAUAGUGCCGAUGCACAUGGUGCAAGCAAUCUUGGACGACGAGCAGAACAUUGUUGUCCGAGUGGUUCAGAUGUGUGGAGGUGACGUGAUGAGGAUGAAGAAUGCAGUUAAUGAAGAGAUUGGGAAAGUACCAGUGCAAGACCCUGCGCCUGUUGAAGUUGGUCUGCACCCAUCCUCACAACAAGUCCUGCGACGAGCAAUGGAAAAACAGAAGGUGAUGGGUGAUACGUACCUUGCACUUGACACAGUGAUCUUGUCACUUGUUGAGGAGAAAGAGGUUUGA
Messenger RNA from Entamoeba invadens IP1, 366 nucleotides. RefSeq names its product chaperone Clpb, putative. Bases 1 to 366 code for a protein of 121 amino acids. Lineage: Eukaryota; Evosea; Mastigamoebida; Endamoebidae. The record is from RefSeq and is a predicted model, not a curated record. The transcript has a single exon.